AUGCUAGAUUACUUAAAUAUAAAACAAAUUAAUGGUUUAAAAAUUGAAACUACUAUUCGUUUAUGUCGAUUCGUGGUACAAAAUAAUUCUUUUUCUUAUAAUGAUAAAUAUUAUCAUGAAAUACGUGGUGGUGCUAUGGGCUCUCCAUUAGCAUUAACAAUUGCUAACUGUUAUAUGCUCUUUUUUGAACGAGAUAUCAUUAAACAAAUUA
Molecule: messenger RNA, 211 nt
Organism: Rotaria sordida
Lineage: Eukaryota; Metazoa; Rotifera; Eurotatoria; Philodinida; Philodinidae
Source: the annotation of a GenBank genome assembly